Xenopus laevis (African clawed frog) is the source of this 1509-nucleotide messenger RNA. RefSeq lists its product as uncharacterized. The record is from RefSeq and is a predicted model, not a curated record. The coding region runs from base 92 to 1180 and encodes 362 amino acids. Lineage: Eukaryota; Metazoa; Chordata; Amphibia; Anura; Pipidae. The transcript is spliced from 3 exons.
GAGAAAAAGGCGCGAAAGAAAUAGAAAAAAAUUGCGGAAAGGCUGGCUGCCUAUAGUGGAGGAGGAACGUGCAGGAUUUAAAGAUUAAAAGAUGACCCUGCUGGAAAGAGAGAACGUUAUAAAGGGAAAAACAUGGCAAGCUUUAGUAAAUCAUUUUGAAAAUUUGCACUCCGACAGCCUUAGAUCUUUAAAGUAUAAACUAAAAUAUUGUGAAGCACCCGAAGACUGUAAAAACAUUCCUUGGAGCAAGUUGCAGAAAGUCCGAUGUGGAAAGAAGCUGGCAGAUUUCUUCAUCAGACACUACACCAUAGAGAAGGCUGGAGGGUUCGCCGUUAAACUGCUGGCAGAUAUCAAUGAGAAGCAGAUGAGUAAAGAACUUGAAGCAGCUCUAAAGAAAGAAAACUGUAAUUCAUCAACAAUCGACCUAUACUGUUAUGAGAGUCUCUUUAAUUACAAAAGAGUCGGAAAUCGAAACAUAAAGUGUUGUGGUAGUCCUAGACGCAGGCUUGUAGGAGGUACCUUGGCUACUCAGCAGAUCACAGGCCAUAUAAGCAAUGCAGUUAUAGAAACUAAGACAACAAAUGUGAACUGCACUCAAGAGAUCAACGCUGGACCUGUCUUGCAAGAAACAUUUGACAGUACUGGACCUUCAACAGACUCUCCCAUCAUAUCAAAAGAGGAAACUGACGAUAUUCCAGUAGAUCACAAGUCACGAUCACCGAAAUUCAUAGAACAUAAGAACCAGCAACACAGAAACAAUGGGAAAUCAAUACCUGUUACUCACAAAGGCAAAAAUGGACCUGUAACAAAUCAUAUUAAAAAAUCGAAUGCCAAGCGUAUUCUCCGAAGGGGAAAGCCACUGCAAGACCUUGUACUGCCAGCACUGGAUAAGUGUAAACAUGCCCUUAUAAAAAAACACAGCAAUGGCAAGAUUCGUAUUUAUGUCAAACUUUUAUUCCAGCACUUUGUGCAGUUUGAGACAUAUGAAAUAUGGACCAAAAAAACGAAUUUCAAUGGAUAUGGAGGUAAAAAUGCCAUUCCAAAAAACCUGAGUCAUGCUAUACAAAAGGAGGUGCAAAAAGGUUUUCAGUGGGGGAAAAAAAACGAUGGAGAAAUAAGAAAAGAAAUUAAUCGUCUUUUGUCAAAUCCAAUAACCUCAGGCUGGGCUGAUCUGAUGUAGCUACCUGGCACUUGAAGGAGAUAUACUGUAAACUUUAGUGGGGAACAAUUUAGAAAAUUCUAAUUCAAUAUAAGCAUCUUCAUAUCAAUAUAAGAAACGUUCUAAAUAUAAUCAAUUAAAAACGAUGACCCAUUUCUAAAAUAAGUUUUUCUUCACUAGUUCCUUCUCAGUGUCUGUCUCUCUUCAUUGUCUCUUCAUGUUUUGCCGCAACCGCCCACAAAAGGGAAGUUGCGGCAGGAAGUCCUGCUAAUCUGGGAGCGAAAUGGGCUGGCGGGGCCCACAAGAGGCCCUGGGUAGUGAUGGGCGAAUUUAUUCGCCAGCGAUUCGCC